AUGCCCUGGCCAAAGCUUUUUGGUGCCAAGGCACCCCCAACCCAGUUUGCAUCACAGGCGCUUCGCCGAAUGCAACACAAGCAGCAAAGGUCGCAGCUCCAGAAGAUGAUGUCCAACCGCCAGCUCAGAUACGUCAGAGUCGAAAAUGCCGAUAUCCUGCUCUUUGGAACCUCACACAUUUCGAAGUCCGACCCCGCAGACAUUCGGGAUCUCAUUAAGAAGCUGAAGCCUCACAGGAUUUGCGUUGAGCUUUGCUACGAGCGACUGCCGGGGUUGCUGACAAGAUAUGGGGCUGAGGCUGUCAAGGAGCUUAAGCGUUUCCCAGACAUCAGCGAUCAAAAGGAUGAGUACGGGCUGAGCCCUUACGGCGCCGACAUACUGGCGGCGCUGCAAUGCGCAGCUAAGCAUCAUAUUCAGCAUGUGCUGAUUGACCGCCAGCAGUCUGUCACUGCUGCCAGGCUUGCUGCCAAGGUGCCAAUUAGCGAGGUGUCCACAUUCUGGUGCCUGAGGCCUUUCAGAUUCGCGAGAAACGUGGUGGUCACCUGCGCUGUGGUGUUGCCAGCCUUCAUUGCUAGCCUGGCUCUGCUUGUGUCAUUCUGUCUUCCGAGAUUUGUUUGGGUGAUACCAGGAUUGUGGUUGCUUCCAGUUGGUGCAAGUGAAUUCCUGCGGUGGCUCCUCAGGAGACUCAGCGGCACUCCAAAAGAGAAUUUGCAAAAAGCUUUGGAAGUCAUUGACCGGUUGGAGCAGGAGCGACAAGCCUGCCUGAGCAGCAAGUCUGAUGUCAAGCAGGCUGAGCUCGACGUCGAUACUGUCAUGAACGCAUCGGUCAUUACCACUGAGCGCGACACAUACAUGGCCUUCAAGUUGCAAGGCAUUGCAAGGGCAUCUCCGUCUGGGCUGGUGUUCGUGAUCGUGGGCAUGGGGCAUCUUGAUGGCAUCGAAACAAAGUUGCUGAGGAAGAUCAGCUCGAACGAGUUUGACAAACUUAGCAUGAAACCUGUGCUGUCAGAUGCCGACAAAAUUCUCAAAAGGCCAUUGCUGCGAAGCAGAGGAAUCGACCUGAAGAUCAUGCGCACAUUGCUGCAGUGGAAGCACAUUGGAGCCUGA
Symbiodinium sp. CCMP2592 is the source of this 1107-nucleotide messenger RNA. NCBI's taxonomy places the organism in Eukaryota, Dinophyceae, Suessiales, Symbiodiniaceae. The record is from the annotation of a GenBank genome assembly.